AUCAUGAUUUAUCGCGAAGCUUAAAGGUUGUUAGGCCGAAGUAAUUGUUGACGGAGGUGUGUGCGUGUGUGUUAGUGUGUUAUUUUUUAUACUGGCCUUAGUGUGGAUAUAACAGCUGUGACAGAUAGUAUUCCUGGAAUAACUUCUCAACGGAUUGACUCCAGGGCAUGCCAGAGCAAUGGGCGCUUAUGCUGAAGAACUCCAACAUUAGCAAACAAGAACAGAAGAAAAAUCCUCAGGCAGUGCUUGAUGUGCUCAACUGGUUCGACAAUAGCAGCAAACAACGACCCAGCUCCAAGUAUAUGACCCAUGGUCUGCAUACCACAACGCACUCUGCAUCGUCCAUAGGUUCCUCGCUGAGCCGAGUCAGCAGCAGUAGCCCGAGCAGCACCCCGACGGAUUCGGAGUCGCACGGUCCUGGCGUCAACCAGGUACAUCUGUCCAGUUCCCACUCGCAGGCGUACAGUUUGGGACCGCUAUCGUCGCACCACAACUCGACCGGUGAGCGAGACAGCGACGAACUCGGCGGACUCAGCAGCGGGGGUAGCAUCAGUGGCAAUGGCAUUCCACCGCCCAUCGCCAGCCGACCCGAGCGGACAAAGUCUAUCUACACGAGGCCUAUCGAUGAACCGACGCCGAUCUCGCCGCCAAUACCUCCACAUCUCAGUAGCAACGCGACGACCGGCGUCCGCAGUCCCACGUUCGAUAAGAACAAAAACUCGACGACGAUCCUCACAUCGACGGUAAACACCAACUCGACUACGGCAGCGACGGCUCAAACUCCGACCGCCGCCUGCAAUCUGAGCAACGCCAAUAAUCAACUGCAAGCAACACCAAUGGGCACAACGACGACGGCAGUGCCUCAAGUAGGAGGAGGUGGAGGCGGAGUAGUUACGACGACACCGACGGCUAAUACUGAACCUAGUACGCAGCAGCGCGCAAAUCUAAAAAAGAAGAAAAUGUCCGACGAGGAGAUUCUCGAGAAACUUCGAACUAUCGUCAGCGUGGGUGAUCCGAAGCGGAAGUACAACAAAAUGGAGAAGAUUGGUCAGGGUGCGUCGGGAACAGUGUACACAGCAAUCGAAAGCUCAACCGGCAUGGAGGUUGCCAUCAAACAGAUGAACCUCAGCCAACAGCCCAAGAAGGAGUUGAUCAUCAACGAGAUCUUGGUGAUGCGAGAGAACAAACAUCCGAAUGUGGUCAACUAUCUAGACAGCUAUCUGGUGUCCGAAGAGCUUUGGGUAGUGAUGGAGUAUCUGCCGGGUGGAUCACUGACCGAUGUCGUCACCGAAACGUGCAUGGAUGAGGGUCAAAUAGCGGCAGUGUGCCGGGAAGUGCUACAGGCACUGGAAUUCCUUCACAGUAACCAGGUGAUUCAUCGGGACAUCAAGAGUGACAACAUCCUGUUGGGACUGGACGGUAGCGUGAAGCUGACCGAUUUCGGUUUCUGUGCACAAAUUUCACCCGAACAAUCCAAGCGAACGACAAUGGUUGGCACUCCGUAUUGGAUGGCACCGGAGGUGGUCACGCGGAAGCAGUAUGGACCAAAGGUUGAUCUCUGGUCGUUGGGAAUCAUGGCAAUUGAAAUGAUCGAAGGUGAACCGCCUUACUUGAACGAGAAUCCUUUGCGGGCCCUCUACCUGAUUGCUACGCACGGCAAACCAGAAAUCAAGGAAAAGGAAAGGCUCAGUCCUGUGUUUCAGGAUUUUCUCGACCAGUGCCUAGAGGUGGACGUAGAUCAGCGAUCCACCGCAUUUGAGCUGCUAAGGCAUCCGUUUCUGAAACUGGCCCGACCACUGGCAAGCCUGACACCGCUGAUUAUGGCCGCAAAGGAAGCUACCAAGGGCCACUGAGAUGAGGCGAAAGCCACCGACAAGGAGGGCGAUACCGAAUCGAAGGAAGCACUUGCCACGGCUGUUUCCUAAAAACCAGUGCUGGUGUGUUUGUUUGUAUGCAGGUUUGUGGAUGUCGGAGCUGGUAGGCCGCUAUCGACCGCAAUCGUAGGCCGCUGUGCAGUGCUGCCGUACUGACACAUGUGAUUGAUGCUUUAAUGCGAUGGGCUAAUAUCUACACAUAACAAGUCAAGGCACAUGUGAUGACUGAUGGAUGCACGCGUGGGCGCAAAGCGUUUGAAAGAAGAGAGCGAACGAAAAAGUCAACCAAUAUUAGACCCAUAAGAAAAAAUAAUAAUUUAGUGCAAGUACUACAUAUAUUUAAAACAUGUUACAAUUAAGCAGAAAAGUCUAAGAGAGUUGUUAAUAUGGAAGCAAGCUCUUCCCAGGCGGAACAAUAACAGAGAGAGAAACAACAAUAGCAAAAAUGUGUGGACAUUUGAACGCUAAACAAAAUACAAAACAACGUAAAUCAAGCGAAUGAGUGUACGAUAUUGUUUGGUAGCGUAGUUCAUCGUAGUCUCAAACAAUUGUAAAAAAACUGUGUGAAUGUAUAUAUAGAGUACAAAUGGUGUAGAAUCAGAUGAAAUGCAAAAAGUGACAUUUUUGCGCCUAAUUUCGACCAUCGUGUCCUUUCUCACGGAUGGUCAUAUGACUGAUACGUGUUUAGGAGCCAGAAGCAGUAUACAGCAUGUUCAAGUUCGCUCAAACGCAUACUACGAGUAAAGACAAAUCUUAAACAAACAUAGGAACGAGAUUGACAAAAUUACAUCAAACCAAACAAAAAAAUGAAAAGUGCCUACACCAAGUGUAUGUGUCAGCAAAAUAUUAAACUAAACAGCAGAGCAAGGAAAACACGAUUUAAAUUAUUUAACCACUAUUUAUGUGUGAGCUAAUUGCGAAACGAGGACAAAAGUUUACAAUCUAAUAUUCAAACAAUACAAGUAUUACCUGUCAUUUAGAUACCA
Messenger RNA from Topomyia yanbarensis, 2860 nucleotides. RefSeq names its product serine/threonine-protein kinase Pak-like. Lineage: Eukaryota; Metazoa; Arthropoda; Insecta; Diptera; Culicidae. Gene Ontology annotation, cellular component: cytoplasm. The coding region runs from base 168 to 1853 and encodes 561 amino acids. Gene Ontology annotation, molecular function: ATP binding; protein serine/threonine kinase activity. Gene Ontology annotation, biological process: regulation of axonogenesis; protein phosphorylation; regulation of MAPK cascade. The transcript has 7 exons. The record is from RefSeq and is a predicted model, not a curated record.